AGAGUGUCCUGUGGGGGAGGGGAGCGGGAACGGGAACGCGCCGAGAGCGGGAGCGCGCUACAGCCGGGCUACCGACCGACCGACCCCCACUCACCCACUCACUCGGUGCCUCUCCCGCCGCCAUAUGGACGGCUAGCGCCCGCCCGCCCGCCAACCCGCCAACCCGCCAGCCACACGUACAUGCGAGCCCCGCCGCCGCCUCCUCCUCCCCGGCCUCAGUCCCAGCCCCAGCCCGCGGCCGCGUAGGCCUCGCACGGCCCCGGCCUCCUCCAGCCCCCGGCCCCGGCCCCACCGCACUCCUCCCCGGUGAUGAGCGACCCCUGAGGCGCUGCCCGACCCCCGAGACAAGCGGAGCCGCUGGUGGGAGCAGAGCCCUGGGUUAUCUAAACCGCCCCAGAUGCUGCCUGACCUGCUGAGUUCCUCCAGCACUGAGAUUUAUUCAAGAUUCUACAACCUGCAAUUCCUUAUAUCUCUGUCAUUGGCUGAGAGCGGCGCUGGAAGUGUGAGUGAUUGGGCCUCACUUUAUUGGUAACUGAGGCAUCGCUUGCACUGCUCGUGAACCUCACAGUUUGAGGUGGGGCUAAGAUGAGCAUAACCAGUGACGAAGUAAAUUUCCUGGUUUAUCGAUAUCUCCAAGAAUCGGGUUUCUCUCAUUCAGCUUUCACGUUUGGAAUCGAAAGUCACAUCAGUCAGUCGAACAUCAACGGCACACUAGUACCACCUGCAGCUUUGAUCUCCAUCCUUCAGAAAGGACUGCAGUAUGUCGAGGCAGAGAUCAGCAUCAAUGAGGACGGCACGGUGUUUGACGGGCGGCCGAUCGAGUCGCUGUCUCUGAUCGACGCUGUGAUGCCCGACGUUGUUCAGACCCGACAGCAGGCGUUCAGAGACAAGCUGGCACAGCAGCAGCAACAGCAGCAGCAACAGUUGCAGCAUCAGCAGCAGCAGCAGCAGCAACAGCAGCAGCAACAGCAGCAACAGCAGCAACAGCAGCAACAGCAGCAACAAGCAGCAGCUUCCUCGACCCCACAGCAAGCAACACCAAAGAAUGGAGAAGCCACUGUCAACGGCGAAGAAAACGGGGCACACACCAUCACCAAUAAUCACUCUGAUGCCAUGGAAAUCGAUGGCGAUGUUGAAAUCCCUUCCACCAAAUCCACAGUCUUAAGGGGGCAUGAAUCAGAAGUGUUCAUCUGUGCCUGGAACCCAGUCAGUGAUCUCCUGGCAUCAGGUUCUGGAGACUCAACUGCACGAAUCUGGAACCUGAAUGAGAACAGCAACGGUGGACCGACUCAGUUAGUGCUGCGGCACUGUAUCCGAGAGGGCGGCCAAGACGUGCCCAGUAACAAGGACGUCACAUCACUUGACUGGAAUAGUGAUGGAACGCUUCUGGCCACGGGAUCAUACGAUGGAUUCGCAAGGAUAUGGACAAAGGAUGGCAACCUCGCGAGCACCCUGGGACAACACAAAGGGCCCAUAUUUGCUUUAAAAUGGAACAAGAAGGGAAACUACAUUCUCAGUGCGGGUGUUGACAAGACGACAAUAAUUUGGGAUGCUCAUACAGGCGAAGCUAAGCAACAGUUUCCAUUUCAUUCAGCCCCUGCCUUGGAUGUGGAUUGGCAAAACAACACUGCAUUUGCAUCCUGCAGCACGGACAUGUGCAUUCACGUCUGCAGGCUGGGUUGUGACCGUCCUGUCAAGACAUUCCAGGGGCACACCAAUGAAGUCAAUGCAAUUAAGUGGGACCCAUCUGGCAUGUUACUUGCAUCCUGCUCAGAUGACAUGACACUGAAGAUUUGGAACAUGAAGCAGGAUGCCUGUGUGCAUGAUCUCCAAGCCCACAACAAGGAGAUCUACACCAUCAAGUGGAGCCCCACUGGGCCCGGCACCAACAACCCCAACUCUUACAUCAUGUUAGCCAGUGCUUCGUUUGAUUCAACUGUACGCUUGUGGGACGUGGAACGAGGGGUUUGUCUCCACACCUUGACCAUGCACCAGGAGCCGGUCUACAGCGUCGCCUUCAGUCCUGACGGCAAAUACCUCGCCAGUGGCUCUUUUGACAAAUGUGUCCACAUAUGGAAUACCCAGACAGGAUCUUUAGUGCACAGCUACCGAGGCACUGGAGGCAUCUUUGAAGUGUGUUGGAAUGUGUCUGGGGACAAAGUGGGAGCAAGUGCAUCAGAUGGUUCUGUGUGUGUGCUCGAUCUCCGGAAAUAGCCGAGCGCGGGCGUGAAGCAGGGUGUAAGAUUAGACCAGCAGUGAGCCUGUGGCAGCAGCAGCCCCUCACUCACAGUGUGUCAGUUCCACAUCCACAAGGACCCGACCUACAAUGAAAUGGUUCAAACCAGCUCUCCCUGCCCACUUAAUGUUGAUUUUAUUUUAGUUGCCUUUCCACGAAAAUGAUGUUAUUGUCUGUGAGUUUCCUCCGCGCCCCACCUCCCCCCCCCCCCCCCCCCUCCCCCCCCCCCCCCCCCCCCCG
Messenger RNA from Leucoraja erinaceus (little skate), 2476 nucleotides. Its product is annotated as F-box-like/WD repeat-containing protein TBL1XR1. Lineage: Eukaryota; Metazoa; Chordata; Chondrichthyes; Rajiformes; Rajidae. The record is from RefSeq and is a predicted model, not a curated record. Gene Ontology annotation, cellular component: histone deacetylase complex. The coding region runs from base 586 to 2214 and encodes 542 amino acids. Gene Ontology annotation, molecular function: transcription corepressor activity; protein binding. Gene Ontology annotation, biological process: regulation of transcription by RNA polymerase II. The transcript is spliced from 17 exons.